CAAUUUGGCGCAGUACGCAUUGUUCUGAAAUUUCAGCUCAUCUUAUAAGUACAGCCUAUUAUCUCUGUUUACAAAGUUUAAUAUUAGUUUACCUGAAUCCGAUGAAGGUUGAAUUGUAUAGGAUUUGUGGCACUUGUAGAUACUUUCUGGUAUUAUCCAAUAACUUGUGGGUUGUAUUUAUAUAAUAAAAAGUUCUUCGUUAUCAUCACUAGAACUUUUCUCGAUAUUUGUUACUCAAAUUGACAUAAAACGGUCAGAAAAUGGCGGAGCCAAAUAAUUCCCAAAAGAAGCCUUUUAUUAGGUUUAAGAUUAUCCAUUACUACUUAGUCCCAAUUAUAUGUUUGAUAGUAUGGUGGGGGAUGUUGAUUGCUUUAUUAGUAGCCUGGUCAAUUCAGGGUCACCCCAUCUACGCUUUCAUGGGACCGGAGCAUCAGGAUCCCGUAUACAUUUCUGAUAUUGGAGCAACUAACUUGCAACCAUUAUUUAUAUCAUGUGCUGGUUUCCAGGCUAUAUUUUUUGUAGGAACAUUAGCUCUUGAUUUAUACUUAAGAGAAAAACACAAAUUACAACCGUUCAUCAAAUCACGUCAACAUAAGCUUGCUAUUAUCAGCAUAAUUUGUGCCGUUAUUGGUCAGUUGGGUAUAUUAUUUGUUAGUAUUUUCAAUACAAAAAAUUUCAAAUAUGUCCAUCUAUCGAUGGUUGCAAUAUUCAUUGCCUUUUCAUUUUUUGCAUGUUUCUUCAACUUUUUCAAUUCUUUUACGUUUGGAAACAAUCCCCAAUUGCUAUCACCUUAUCAUAAAGAAGAUGUUAUCUUUGGUUAUAAAAAAUGGCAUAACCUUUAUAUGGUAUCAUUUUGGAUGAAAGCAUUUUGGUUAGUUGCUGCAUUUUUCUUUGCUGUAUUAUUUGGUGCUUUUAUGAAAUCUGGUCAUGACAGUACUAGUGCAAUCUUUGAAUGGCUAAUCUCGUUCUGGUAUGGCCUAUUAUUGGUUAUGUGGAGUAUUGAUUUGUUGCCUUCUUCCUUGAAGCAUUUCAGAAUUAAUCAUCCUGAAAUUUAUGGUCCUAAUAGUGAAGAAGGUGUCGAUGAAACAAAACCCGAAGAUCAUAGCGAUAGUACUCAGCCAUAAGAGCCUAUUGUCUAUUUAAAAUACUUGCUUACUCAUUAUUUAUUACUAAUUUCUUUCUGCCUUGUAUAAUUGUAUAUCGUUUACCCAAAACUAUAGAUUAUUUUUUAUUUAUGAAUGCUUAAGUUACUAAUCAAAAUUUCCUAUUAGAUUCGGACUAUGCGACAUAAGUAUGGCACAUAUAGCCACAUUAUCGAAGUAGCGGUUAAUAAAGCCACUA
Molecule: messenger RNA, 1341 nt
Organism: Scheffersomyces amazonensis
Lineage: Eukaryota; Fungi; Ascomycota; Pichiomycetes; Serinales; Debaryomycetaceae
Exons: 1
Coding region: 261-1124 (287 amino acids)
Cellular component (GO): plasma membrane
Source: RefSeq, a predicted model, not a curated record